Messenger RNA from Carica papaya (papaya), 2405 nucleotides. NCBI's taxonomy places the organism in Eukaryota, Viridiplantae, Streptophyta, Magnoliopsida, Brassicales, Caricaceae. The record is from RefSeq and is a predicted model, not a curated record.
AUGACUUGGAUAACUGAAGAGUUUCCCGCCAAAAAGAGAGGGGAUAAAGAAGUGGCAAUAUAAACCCUAAUCUGGUAAUCAUCUUCUUUCUCGUACCUCUUUCACUCCUCAAAACCAACCAGAUGAUUAAACAAACAUCCAGGACAAACAUCAAACCUGGAAGUACCAACCGCAAAUCCAUAUAGGUCUUGACACAGUGGAUUACCAACUCGCUAUCAGGAAGCUUAUUCUGCUCGAAGACUAGAGAUUGGUAACGGCCAAAAUCAAUCUGAGACUGCUGGAUGUACUUGAGCAUCACCGUGGAAUUCACCUUCUAUAAUUUUCUGAAAUCCAAAUUUCAAGCAAGAGGAAUACCUUCGGUUGCAUUCCAAAGCUCUGCCGUAACUAAGGAGGCAGUGCCAAGAUUGAAUACAAAUCCACCAUUUAUCGUGAUACUCCCUUACCAAAGCUCCAGCAUCUGCUCUGUCUGAGUUACUCGCGGGGAAGCCCAACCAGUCGAUUCUUCUUUGAGGCGCGUCCGCUUGCCCAAUCCAUCUACUCAGUGAAUGGCGCCAUCGGCAAAUGAUACUGCCGAUUCUUCACCUCUCUCGACCACUGACACCACCGAUAACAAUCUCCAGCCAUUUUUCAUUCUUCACAAAGCGUCAUCUAAGAAGUCAGAGGGAAAAUCAACUGGAACUGCAAGAACCAGGAGAAGAAUUGAUUUGUCUCCACGGGUGCAUUUGAUUUCUGGGAAAUUGGAAGGCAAGAAGGAAGAGGAAUGUGUUGAUAAUUAUGAUGUAAAACUGCGAAAGGAGACUUUUCAGAUUGUCUGGUCAAAGAUUGAGUCAACAAUUAAGGAUGUUUUAAGGCAAAUGAAUGCUAAAGUCUUCACGGAAAUCCUUCAUUGGGUUCGUGAAUCAUUCAAUACUAUUCGAUCAUGUGGAACACCCAGUUUUCCCGAAGCAACUCAGUCUUUCCCCAUUGUAAUUGAUGCUACUUCUACACAAUUAUUUGCUGGGCUAGUUCUUACUAAGAAUAUGGAGUUUGUUGAUGAUCUACUGACAUUCGAAGAGCUCGGGAUACAUUUGAAGUCUCAAGGAUGCCAUGUAGCUAACCUUUCAUCAUCAGAUUUUUCAACCAAACAUGGGAUUGGUGGUUGUCUUAGAAGUUUAAUGAGACAACUCUUGUCAGUUACACUUGAGGCUGCUGAUAUAGCCGUCUUAGCAUCAUGGUACAGGGAAAAAGCAAAUAAUGAUAAUCCAGUUGUUAUAAUUAUUGAUGAUGUUGAGAGAUGUUGUGGGCCUGUCUUAUCUGAACUGAUCCUUAUGUUGAGUGAGUGGGCAGUCAAAAUACCUGCCAUUUUAAUAUUGGGGGUUGCUACGACACUUGAUGCUCUAAGAAACAUACUUCCUGCAAGUUCAUUACAGCGUCUAUCACCUUACAAGUUCACUUUAGGAACCCCAGCUGAGAGAAUGGAUGCAGUUGUUGAGACGGUUCUUGUUAAGCAUUCUUGUGGUUUCAGAAUUAGCUGCAAGGUUGCCCUAUUUAUGAGAAACUACUUUGUCAGCCAAGAUGGAACUUUGACAUCUUUUAUCAGAGCUCUUAAGUUGGCAUGUGCUCAACAUUUAUCCACAGAACCUCUAAGUUUUUUACUUGGAGAGUUUCUUCUAGAAGAGAGCAGACAGGUCACACUAGAUGAGAAGUAUGGAUUGGUAGCAGAGAUGAUGUUAAAGCGUGCUUUUGAUUUUCCUUCUUCUAAGAGGAAUGAAAAGACCAAAGGGACUAGUGAAGAUCUAGCUCGUGGUUUGUCAGAAUUGAAGAGACUGCAGAUUUAUUGGGGUAUUGCAGUUCUGUUCCUAUUUGAAGCUGGAAGGGGCGAUCAGUUUCGAUUGUUGGAUUUAAUUUGUGAGGCACUUGAUCCAGAAUCAUAUCACUCAAGAACUUCUGACACUAAUCCAGGAUUGCAGAAAGAUAAUGGUGUCUCUCCUUCAAGUGCUUCCUUAAAUCAACCAUAUCCUGGGUUGCAAAAUGGUGGUUUUAUCAGUCAGAUACUAUGCAAAUUGAGGGAUCUUUCAGGAAGGCAGCUCUUUAAUUUGUUUAAGAGAUGGGAGAAUCUCAGUUUUUGAAGUUGUCGAGAUCCACAAUAAAGUGAAGGAAUUGCAGUCUUUGCUGAAAUCUGAAGAUGGACUGAGUUUGGAACAGGAGGCGACUAACAAACCCAAGAGGCAUGCAUCUCAGAAGCAUGUAAGCAUGGAGAAGGACUCUAAAGUAGUUAACGAGAAGGCUUCUACUUUAAUAAAGAGCAUGUUAAGGCUUUAAUUGGAGAUCCGAGAAGAAGGAUUCAUGUAGAUCUUCUGGAAUUCCACAAAAUCCUCCGAUGUACCUGCUGCUGUAGAGGGGCCAGUAAUCUAUUGCCAUCAAUG